Molecule: messenger RNA, 2007 nt
Organism: Tribolium castaneum (red flour beetle)
Lineage: Eukaryota; Metazoa; Arthropoda; Insecta; Coleoptera; Tenebrionidae
Exons: 4
Coding region: 171-1991 (606 amino acids)
Molecular function (GO): protein-folding chaperone binding
Source: RefSeq, a predicted model, not a curated record
UAAAAUGACCGGCGGAAUCCAAAUCUGCAAGAACCAGAUCGCUACGACUAACCCUUUAGAAAAUAUCGUCAAAAAUUUAGUCUUUCUAUAAUUUGUCAUAAACAAACUUUCUUCAUUAUUUUCAAGUAUUUUACAGUUAUUUCUUUAGGAUUGAGUGUUUCUAACGUAAAAUGACCGGCGGAAUCCAAAUCUGCAAGAAUCAGAUCGUUACGACUAACCAUUUAGAAAAUAUCGCUUACGACUUUGAGAACUUUAAGAAGAAACUGAAGCAGCUGAACCGAGACAUUAUAUCAACAAAUGACCCAUCUAACCAAUUCAUGAUUUACGAGGAGUUUAAAACAAUAGUGUUGCAAAUAAAACAAUCUUCGUUAUCACCAAAAAAAAAGAGUGAAUUGGAUGUGGACGUUUUGCAACUCAAAGAUUAUUUCAAAUCUCUUGGCUUUACGGAAGUUGUAGAAAAUGCACCGGAAAGUUGUACUCCAUAUAGAGGCGACCAAAGAGAACUACAUAAAAAGAAUGCUUUACCACUUCCUCAUACGUACAAGGAUUGUGGAGAAACUUAUUACAAACAUUUAAAUUCAAAGAACAAUGAACGAUUUUCAAACACCACAGAGGCUCACCACCAUCAAGUAGAGCACUUAGAACAACAAUUUCGGAAUGUGGUUUUAUUUACUCCCAGAAAGGAGGGAUCGCCACAUGCCGACCAAACUAAAAUGAGAAAAGAUCAAGAUACGCAAACGUGUUUCUCACAACACCCAUAUCAGCAAACAUCAAGUUACAGUUUUGUUAAACGGGGUGAAGUAAGAAAAUACGGAAACAAUACUUUUGGAGGAGUUUCCACAAGUUAUGAAAGGAAAAAUUCUCCACAAAAUAAACAAGAGAACGAUUUUAUGGGCCUAUGUAACUCAAAACAAGCAGCAAACCCCUCGAAUUUCUCCAGUCCGACUUUACCGAAAAAAUACCCAGACGAGAAUGAAAUAAACCUCAACUCAAUCGUAGCCUCAGUCGAGCAAAUUCGCGAAUUGAUACGAAAUGGGCAAGUUUUCCCGCAAGAUUUUAACAAGUUACAUGCACGUCUUGCGGAUUAUUCCCACAGACUUAGCAGUAUUUCAAAAAAAUUCCAAAAAGAAAAGGUCAAUUCGGCUCAAAAAGUCGUUUCUUUGGCCACGACUGAGUUGCUGCAACUGCCAGAACAGAAAGAUUUUAUUGCGAGAUUUUUUACGACUCCACCGUCACAAGGGUCGCCUGUGAGACAGAGAAAAAAUCCAGGAACUUCGAAAGACAUUGGAAUUAAGCUGGAAGCCAGGAGUGAUGUUCCAGUCAUCGCAGAAACCUCAUUUGGACAUCUGGAGACUAGACAAAGUCUAAGUAAAGACGGGAACGUUUUAGCAAAUAUUUCUGAGGGUAAAACUGAAAAAACAAGUUUUGUGUACCGAGGCCGUGGAAGAGGUAACGCGAAGGAUUUCCCCUACAGGCGUAAGGAAUCAGAAAAAAAGACUGAUAACAUUAAAGAGUUGCAAAAAUUGCAAAUUGGGUCAAGCUCUGAUCAAACAAUUAGCCCUAAUUAUACUCUUGUCAGUAAUUAUCAAAAUGGUUCACUUGACCAAACGACUACUGAAGAUACAGUCAAGAACAACUCUUUCGAAGUAGCAGAUGAAGCAAAAGAAGAACCACCUCUGGAAAUCCUCGACAUCCAUCAAUUCUUCUGUGACGAUUACGAUAUCAAUAGUUUGAGCCAAAUUGAAAGUAAAGCCGAAAAACUUGAGACCAUCCUCAAAUGGGCCCAAACUUUCCAAACCAAAGUGUCAAGUUUUAAGGAAUCGCGAGACUCUAUCGAGUAUUUUGUCUUGGACGAAAAACUGAUGCGUCUGAUUGAAGCCAUUGACAAGAUCAAAUGCCAGGAAGAACCCGAGAUUACAGCGAGGAAAAUCCAAGUUAUUGCAUACAUUAACCAAUUACAUAAUACUCUAGAUUGUAACGCUACUGAAUAAACCAAAGUUUUUGGAA